CGCGGCCGGGCCUGGUCGGGAGCUGCCGCCACCGCCGGGACGGAGGGGUCGCGCCUCAGCGCCCGGGCUGCGGGAGGAGCGGUGUCCCAGCGCCCCGGAGCGGGCGCCGGGGCGGGGGAGGGCAGAGCCGCGCCGAGCCCGGUGUCUCCUCGGCCUCUCCCAUUGCGUUUCGCCGCCUCUUUGCUGCGGGAGCAUCGGCCUGGUUCCUCGUGAGGGAAGAAGCAGGACGGGGGUGGAUGGUGGCUCCUGCGGACAAGGGCUUGUUAUCCAAAAAGUUGCUCGUUGUAAGUAACUUUGGGUCUGUGCUGAGUUUCCUUAAAGGACACGUUUAAACACGCCUUUGUUUUGCUGAUAAUGGAUGAAGAGAGUCUGGAAGCAGCGAUUCAGACCUACAAUGCCCAACUGCAGCAAGUGGAGCUGGCGCUGGGGGCAGGCCUGGACCCAUCCCAGCAGUCGGACUUGAUUCAGUUGCAGGAGGACUUAAAGCAGCUGAUAGAACUGACUGAAUCCAGCCUGGUGUCUGUCAAAAAGAGCAAGCUUCUGGCUACUCUAGAUACAAACGCUGCCUCCUCCUCCACCCCAGGAGGUCUCCUGGAGCAGGGCACCAACCCAGACACGUCUGCCCAAGACGAGGAAUAUGCUGCUUUUAAAGAAGCCAUCGCUGAGCUUGGAACUGAUGAGACCCCUUCAGUUGAUAACAGCGAGAUGUCAUCAAAGAGGGAUGAGGAAACUGAUGACCAAAACGAAUCAAAGCACAGUGAAGAGGAGAAGGAGUCUGACAGAGAGGAAGAGGAGGAGGAGGAGCUGAGUGGGAUGAAGGUUAAAGCCCCCUACUACAGUUCUUGGGGGACCCUGGAGUACCACAAUGCCAUGAUUGUGGGGACAGAGGACUUGGAAGACGGCAGUGCAGGGGUGCGAGUGCUCUACCUGUACCCGACCCACAAGUCUCUGAAGCCCUGUCCCUUCUUCCUGGAUGACAAGUGCAGAUUCAAAGAGAACUGUCGGUUUUCCCAUGGUCAGGUCGUGUCUGUGGAAGAGCUUCAGCCAUUCCAGGAGCCCAACCUGAGCACCCUGGAGGUGGGCUCAUCCUGCCUGGCGAAGCACAGCGAUGGGAUAUGGUACACAGCAAAGAUAACUGACAUUGACAGUGGUUACUACACGGUGAAGUUUGAUUCUCUGCUGCUCAAGGAAGCUGUUGUGGAAGGAGACAGUGUCAUUCCCCCGCUGCGAAGCGAAGAGGCUGCUGAGGCUGCUGAGUCUGAUGAAGACAGUGUUGAUGAUUCUGGUUAUGCUAAAGUGAUAGAUUCAGGAGUUCCAGAGAAUGGGGAAUGGUCUCCUGCGUGCAGCUCCUCCUUCGGUGGCUGGGAAGCUCAUACUCGUGGUAUCGGCUCCAAACUGCUUGUUCAGAUGGGAUAUGAGUUUGGAAAAGGGUUAGGGAAGAACUCCCAGGGCCGAGUGGAGCCAGUGCAGGCUGUGGUACUGCCUCGAGGGAAGUCCCUUGACCAGUGUGCUGAGGUGCUCCAGAGGAGGAAACAGGGGAAGCUGGAUCCAGGCAAAUCCAGGAAGUGCCGAGCAAAGGGAAGCAGCCGGAAGCCUUCCCACAACGUGUUUGACUUUCUGAAUGAGAAGCUGCGAGGGAAGAGCUCUGGGGAGAAGGCUGGAGGGAUGGCACCACCCAGGAGGAACAGCAAAGAGAUCUACCACGCCAGCAAGAGCACCAGGAAAGAACUGAGUGUCCGCCUGCUCCAGACAGUGGAGAAGAUCGAGCAGACACAGAGGGAUAUCAUAGGAAUCCAGCAGGCCCUGGAACGCAACAUUGGACGGCACAGCGUUGCUACGGCUCAGCUGAAGGAGAAGCUGGCUAAUGCCCACAAACAGCUGGGGCAGCUGCAGGCCCAGGAAGCCAGCCUGCAGCAGGAGCAGAAGAAAGCAGACACACACAAGAAGAUGACUGAGUUCUAGUCUCUGGGAGAGGUGUUUGACUGCAGUGGUUGUCCUUCUGGUCAGCCCCAGUGCUCACAGCCUCCGAGCCUGGGUGAGCCAUCCUGCUCCUCCGGCCCUCAGGCUGGA
This is a messenger RNA of Strigops habroptila (Kakapo), 2070 nucleotides long. It is a transcript of the gene ZGPAT, whose product is annotated as zinc finger CCCH-type and G-patch domain containing. Gene Ontology annotation, biological process: negative regulation of DNA-templated transcription; regulation of transcription by RNA polymerase II. The coding region runs from base 355 to 1962 and encodes 535 amino acids. The transcript has 6 exons. The record is from RefSeq and is a predicted model, not a curated record. Gene Ontology annotation, cellular component: nucleus. Gene Ontology annotation, molecular function: DNA-binding transcription factor activity, RNA polymerase II-specific; RNA polymerase II cis-regulatory region sequence-specific DNA binding; metal ion binding. Lineage: Eukaryota; Metazoa; Chordata; Aves; Psittaciformes; Psittacidae.